AAUAAACGAGAUGUGCGAACUAGGCAGACUGCGCGUGCUACUCUUAUAAGACAUCCAGCAUAAACAAUGUAAAAUGCCGAACUUAAGUUUUUUUUUAUUUUUAUAUAAAGGUGUGCGUUCAUAUCAGAGUGGACAGCCUAAUGCCCGUGUCCAAGAAAUGUUGCCUAGAUAGGCAGCUCACUUGAGGCCUAAUCAAGCUGUAAGCUCACAGGUGCGGUCGCGAGGAUGUUUCUCCUGAAGAUAUUCUUGGCCAUAUCCCUUAUAACUUUACUUAUGUUUAUUUCUGUAACAUUGUACAAUGGAAACUGCACUCUGAAGGCACGACAAUAUGAUUUCUCACGGGUGGAGGAAGGCAAUGUCGCAGAUUGUUUGCAGAGAGUUAAGAAGACUGAACCAACAACUAACAGUUCAGCUGUGACUGACACAGGAGCAAACACUACAAUGAGCCCUGAUCCUCUUGGGACUAAAUCAACCCUUUUACCAGUUAUGGACAAGCACAACUUUACCUCUCUGCCCCAGUGGAAAUUUGAUGAUACAUAUCGGUUGGAUCCACAGUUUAAACAGAGUAAAUGCACGGUAUCCUUGCGAAAUUCCUCUAAUCCUGUGUUUAAGGAGAAGUUUAUUCCAAACAUUCAGCUGUUUUCACAAAGUGAUCAUCUCAACAUGAGUGAGUGGAACCGACUUUAUCACUUCAACAACCCCUUUGGCUAUAUGGGACUAAAUUACUCAGCCACAAAAGCAGCUGUUGACACCAUCCCUAAACUAGCAUCUACCCAGCUACUACAAGUACCCAUAAGAGCAAAGGAUGGCUGUAUUCGCUGUGCUGUUGUUGGGACUGGCGGCAUUCUCAAUGGCUCCAGGCUAGGAAAGGAGAUUGACUCUUCUGAUUAUGUGUUCAGGGUGAAUGCAGCCAUUAUAGCAGGCCAUGAGGAGGAUGUUGGGAAAAGGACGUCCGUUUAUGUGCACACAGCACAUUCCUUAAUCCAGUCCCUCAUGGUACACAAAAAGAGAGGUUUCAAACAGAUUCCUACUGACAAGGACAUUAAAUAUGUUCUAAUCCCUGAGGGUCCAAGAGACUACAACUUUCUUGAGUCCCUUAUGAAGAAUAGAAGAAUACCAUCAGGAGCAUAUCGUGGACGAACGCCAAGAAACCGAAAAGUUGCCGAAUUAACCACACAGAGUUGCAGUUACCAAACGAGAAGCUCCACACUUUUUUUUUUGGAGUGUACAUACACUGGCAGCUCCGAAGGCUGCUCAAAAUGCCAUAGGGUUUUUACAUAGGGUCUUUAUCUUAUUUUUAAUUUAAAUAAAAUGCAGUUUUCUUACCGGCCAAUGGUGAUUCUGAAAUAAACAUGCCAGGAUCCUACUGUUAGGUAUGUACUAAUAGGGAAACUACUACUGUAACGAACACAACUUUUAUGCACAUGAGAUUGCCAGAUAAACAGAGCAGUCUUAUUUCGGUGUUCUUAUUAAUGUUGUGGUGAUUUCAGAAGUUAGCUUCGCACAUUCAAUUUAACAUCAAGUUAAAGACGGCGAACUUUAUCAUUCAAUUUUAGACACUUAAUGUAUAUUCUUGCUGCAUCAGCGUAAUAAA
Molecule: messenger RNA, 1594 nt
Organism: Sinocyclocheilus grahami
Lineage: Eukaryota; Metazoa; Chordata; Actinopteri; Cypriniformes; Cyprinidae
Gene: st6galnac1.2
Product: ST6 (alpha-N-acetyl-neuraminyl-2,3-beta-galactosyl-1,3)-N-acetylgalactosaminide alpha-2,6-sialyltransferase 1, tandem duplicate 2
Exons: 7
Coding region: 226-1281 (351 amino acids)
Biological process (GO): oligosaccharide biosynthetic process
Molecular function (GO): alpha-N-acetylgalactosaminide alpha-2,6-sialyltransferase activity
Source: RefSeq, a predicted model, not a curated record